This is a messenger RNA of Sipha flava (yellow sugarcane aphid), 2748 nucleotides long. RefSeq names its product lysosomal alpha-glucosidase-like. Gene Ontology annotation, molecular function: carbohydrate binding; alpha-1,4-glucosidase activity. Gene Ontology annotation, biological process: carbohydrate metabolic process. NCBI's taxonomy places the organism in Eukaryota, Metazoa, Arthropoda, Insecta, Hemiptera, Aphididae. The record is from RefSeq and is a predicted model, not a curated record. The transcript is spliced from 18 exons. Bases 46 to 2748 code for a protein of 900 amino acids.
UUUCGUUCAUUAAUCAAUAGAUAUACUUUAUAUUAUCAAGUUAACAUGUAUUUGCAAAAUGAUUGUAUUAGCAAGUUGUUUGUGUUAUUUAUACAUAUAUUAUUCAUAUUGCACGCAUUAUUUGUACUACAAAUUACUAUGUUUUCUUGUAAUUCAUUGCCGAAUGAAUUGAAGUUUGAUUGCUUGCCGAAAAAUAAGUCUGAUCAAAUCAUUUGCGAACAAAUUAACUGUUGCUGGACACCUGAAAACCAAACGGAUACGCAAUGGCCAUGGUGUUAUUACUCAGAAUGUUACAAUAAUUACAAUGUAAUCAAUGUAUCGGAAACCAAUACAGGGAAAAUAGCAUUUUAUAAUUUAACUGCAAUGACUUAUAAUAAUUAUAAGAAAAAUAUUAAAAUGUUGCGUUUAGAUAUUGUUUUCGAAACUCCACAACGAUUACGAAUUACAAUUGAUGAUGUGCAUCACAAACGUUACAAGCCACCAUAUCCAAAAAUCCAUGAAUUCAAAGAAAAAUCGAAACAAAAUAAUAAUAAUACCAUUAAACUAUCAGAUUUUAAUGUAAGACUUGCCAAAACUGGUGUUGGGUUUGCAGUUAUUCGUAAAUCAGAUGAUACAAUUUUAUUUGAUAGUCGAAAUAUUGGAGGUUUUAUAUUUUCUGAUCAGUUCAUUCAAUUAUCAGCUUUACUACCUUCUAAGUAUAUUUAUGGAUUAGGAGAACAUAAAACUAAUUUAUUAUUAAGUUCAAAUUGGAAAAUGUAUACAAUGUUUAACCAUGAUAGUACUCCAAAACCUGGCAUAAACGGUUAUGGCUCACAUCCAUUUUAUCUACUAAUAGAAAAAUCAGGAAAAAGUCAUGGAGUUUUUUUAUUCAACAGUAAUGCCAUGGAUAUUCUAUUACAACCAGCACCCGCUAUAACAUACCGGGUAAUUGGUGGUAUUUUGGAUUUUUAUUUCUUUUCUGGACCAACACCUUCUGAUGUUAUUUCUCAAUACACUAAAAUUAUCGGUAGACCAUUUCUACCACCAUACUGGUCUUUGGGUUAUCAUAUGUGUCGAUAUGGACAGACUUUUGAGGAUCUGAUCAAAGUUUAUAAUAGGACAACAAAAGCUGGCAUUCCAUGGGACACUCAUUGGAAUGAUAUUGAUUAUAUGGAUCAUAAGGAUGAUUUUACUCUGUCUAAUAAUUUUAAUCAACUUCCUGAGUAUGUGAAUAGUUUACACAAGGUCGGAAUGCACCACGUGAUAAUUUUAGAUCCAGGCAUUCCUUCACGCCAUUUUAAUGAAAACUUUUUUGUCCCUUUAAAAGAUGGUCUUAAAGAUGAUAUAUUUAUAAAAAACUUUACUGGCCAGCCAUUGGAAGGAAAAGUUUGGAAUAAUGGUGGUAAAACAGCAUUCAUUGAUUUUACUCAUCCUAAAGCCACUGAAUUCUGGAAAAUCCAAAUUUCGAAUUUUCUUAAAGUUGUAAACUUUGAUGGUUUAUGGUUGGAUAUGAAUGAACCAGCUAAUUUUGUUGAUGGUGAUUUAAAUGGUUGUUUAUCAUUUGAAUCUGAUCAUUGGGAAAAUCCACAAUAUCUCCCUAAUAUAGUUGGUAACCAUUUGAAUUAUAAAACAAUAUGCAUGUCUGCACGCCAUUACGCUGGUGUUCACUAUAAUCUACAUAAUGUAUAUGGACUAGUUGAAACCAUAGCUACUUAUGAUGCAUUGUCAAAAUUGAAGAAUACUAGACCCUUUGUAAUUUCUCGAUCUUCUUUCCCUGGUUUUGGACAUUAUGCUGGUCAUUGGACCGGAGAUAUUAAUUCUUCGUGGGAUGAUAUGAAACAAUCUAUAACAGAUAUUAUAAAUUUUAAUUUAUUCGGCAUACCACUAGUCGGAGCAGAUAUAUGUGGUUUUCAUCACAACACAACUGUUGAAUUAUGUUCAAGGUGGAUUCAACUAGGAGCAUUUUAUCCUUUUGCAAGGAAUCAUAAUGACCAGUUUAUGAAAGAUCAAGAUCCAGCAGCCUUAGGAACUGAAGUUAUAUUAUCUACAAAGAAAUCAUUGUUGACUCGUUAUUCAUUAUUACCAUAUUUAUAUUCAUUGUUUUGGAAAGCCCACAUUGAGGGAGAAACUGUUGUGCGACCUUUGUUUUUUGAGUAUCCAUUUGAUGAUAAUACAUAUGCCAUUGAUACUCAGUUCUUAUGGGGUGCUGCUUUACUGAUUUUACCUGUUUUAAAAGAGAAAAGUCAUCAUGUAGAUGUCUAUCUUCCAAGAGACACGUGGUAUGAAUUUUAUAAUAAAAAUAUAAUAUUAAGUAACGGAAGUUUUUUUGUCAUUGAAGCACCAAUAGACACAAUUCCCUUAAUGGUACGUGGUGGAUUUAUAUUACCAACACAAAUGCCAUCUAUAACUACAACAUUGAGUCGUCAAAAUUACUAUGAAUUAUUAGUAGCAACUAAACGCAACCAAGCAGCCGGUUUUCUAUUUUUAGAUGAUGGAGAAUCUUUAGAUUCAUGGACAAAUAAUGCAUAUAAUAAAAUACAAUUUCGCCUAAUGAACACUACAUUAUUCAGUAUAGUAGAAAUGAAUAAUUAUAAUGAUAAUAAUUGUAUACUACAAAAUAUUACCAUACUUGGUGUUGUACGAGAACCAUUAAACGCAACAAUUAAUGAAUACCCUUUCAACCACUAUUUCUACAAUAAAACUGAAAAAGUUUUAUACUUCAAAAUGUUAAACUUAAAUUUAACAAAUUCGUUCAACAUAACGUGGUAA